Motacilla alba alba is the source of this 4953-nucleotide messenger RNA. It is a transcript of the gene GPR75, whose product is annotated as G protein-coupled receptor 75. The transcript has a single exon. Gene Ontology annotation, biological process: G protein-coupled receptor signaling pathway. Gene Ontology annotation, cellular component: membrane. Bases 1506 to 3047 code for a protein of 513 amino acids. Gene Ontology annotation, molecular function: C-C chemokine receptor activity. The record is from RefSeq and is a predicted model, not a curated record. NCBI's taxonomy places the organism in Eukaryota, Metazoa, Chordata, Aves, Passeriformes, Motacillidae.
CAGGUGGCACUGGGAAGCUUUCAGGUAUCCAGCUUGCACACUUGUGCCUGUCUGGAUGGUUCUACAAAGCACCUGGGGUAGGGGAUGGUUAUUAAAACAAUAGAUUAAUGUAUAUAUAAUGAAUGUAAGACAAGUGCAUGCUUAAGUCAGAAAUACUGGCUCUGCUGUAUUUCCAUAAUGCUUUUGUGCCUUGUCUGGCUGGAUUUUGGUCUCUUCCACCUGGAUCUCCAGUGCCAUGGAGGCCCUUCAGCUGUGUCCGCCUCGGAGAACUGAGCGUUUCCUCACCCUCACAUCCCUGUGAGUACUUCAAAACCAUCCUUUUAAUGCUCAGCUAUCUAGCACUCUCCAUCACUACUAAGUUUGUGAUAGCAGUUGGCAGUUAACAGAUAAAGAAGUGAUGCUGAAUGUUUUCCCUCCCCGCGGGAGCACAGAAGGUGCUUUGCCUUUGCUUCUGAGCAAACACAAAGGGCAGCCUGGCCCCACUUAGCUGGCUCAGGAGAGGGAUGCAGAAGUGCAAGCAGGCAGGAGCAGCAUGCAGAGCUCUGAUGUUGAUGCUGAACAGGUUUUGGGUUGAGGCAGGUGUUUUGUUGGUGCGCAGUCAGCACAGAUCCUCUGCUCUGGGUGGACCCUACCUGGAACACUGCGUCCAGCUCUGGGUCCUGGUGCAGGAAGGAGCUGUUGGAGCGAGUCCAGAGGAGGCAUGAAGUUGAUCAGAGAGAUGGAGCAGUUCUGCUGUGAGGAAAGGCUGAGAGAAUUGGGAUUGUUCAACCCGGAAAAGAGAAGCUUCAGGCUGACCUAACUGCAGCCUUCAGUACCUGAAGAAAACUUACAGGAAAGAUGCGGCAACACUAUUUACAAGAGCAUGGGACAGGACAAGGAAAAAUGGGUUCAAAUUGAAAGACAGUAGGUUCAUAUUGGAUAUUAGGAAGAAAUUCUUCCCUGUGAGGGUGGAGAGGCCCUGGCACAGAUUGCUCAGGGAAGCUGUGUCUGCCCCAUCCUUGGGAGUGUCCAUGGCCAGGCUGGCCAGGGCUUGGAGUAACUGGGCUAGUGAAAGCCGUCCCCGCCCGUGGCAGGGAGAGGAACGAGAUGGUCUUGCACUCCAGUCCCCUUCCCUCCCGAACGCCCCUGUGAUUCUCUAGACCACGCUCCGUGCUGCUCCACCCGCUCGCAUCGCCGCUGCUCCCCGAGCUGGAGCGGCGGGCGCGCAGCGCCAGCGCGGCUUUGGGAGCCGGCUCGGUGCCGCCUCCCGCGGGCCCGCCUGUGCCCGCCGGUGCGGAGAGGCUGCGGCUGUGCCCCCGCCGCCCGCCCCGGCUCGGCCCCGCCGCGGCGGAGGAGCGGAACGGAGCGGGGAGGGGCCGGGCCGGGCGCCAUGGCGGGGCGGGCGGCGCUGAGGCGGCGGUGAGCGGGCGCUGAAAGGGCCGGGCGGGAGCCCUGAGGGGGCGGUGAAGAGGCAAGGUGGGAGCCCCGCGGCGGCGAUGAGCGGGCUGUGAAGGGGCCGGGCGGCGAUGAACGGGUCGGGGCGGCUGCCGGCCGGGCCCGCGGAGCAGCUGGGCGCGAACGGCAGCGGCCCCGCGGAGCUGCGGGAGGGCACCCACGCCGCCACGCUGGCCGCCUGCGCCUCCCUGCUGGCCCUCGUCUUCUGCCUCGGCUCCUACGGCAACCUCAUCGUGCUGCUCUCCUUCUUCGACCCGGCCCUGCGGAAAUUCCGCACCGACUUCGACUUCAUGAUCCUCAACCUCUCCUUCUGCGACCUCUUCAUCUGCGGCGUGGCCGCCCCCAUGUUCGCCUUCGUCCUGUUCUUCGGCCCGGCCCGCGGCGUGCCCGGCACCUUCUGCUUCACCUUCCACCUCACCAGCUCCGGCUUCAUCAUCAUGUCGCUGAAGACGGUGGCGGUGAUCGCGCUGCACCGGCUGCGCAUGGUGCUGGGCAAGCACCCGCACCGCGCCGCCUCCGCGCCCUGCUCGCUGCUGCUCACGCUGCUGCUCUGGGCCGCCAGCUUCACCCUGGCCACGCUGGCCACGCUGCGCACCCGCGGCUCCCGCCUCUGCCUGCCCAUGGCCAGCCUGCCCCGCGGGCAGGGCAAGCUCAUCCUCUACCUCUACGUGACCGACUUCAUCUGCUGCGUGGCCGUCGUGUCCGUGUCCUACGCGAUGAUCGCCCAGGCCCUGCGCAGGAACGCGCGGGCGAGGAGCUGCCCUCCCGCCGCGGCCGUGGGCACCCCCAGGGCUCUGCCCUUCGCGGGGCCCGGGGCCGUGCCCGCUCUGUACAGGACCCAGAGCUGCAGCAAGCCGCCCCACGGCCACGCCAAGCUCGCCGGCCGGCUGCCGCUGGCCUCGGCCGUCAACCUGGCCGCGGCCAAAGACUCCAAGGCGGUGGUGACGUGCGUGGUCAUCGUGCUCUCCGUCCUGGUGUGCUGCCUGCCCCUGGCCAUCUCCUUGGUGCAGGACAUGCUGUCCGGCAGUGGUGGCUUUGUGCUCUACCAGUUCGAGCUGUGUGGGUUUACCCUCAUUUUUUUCAAGUCGGGACUAAAUCCCUUUAUAUAUUCCCGCAACAGCGCGGGGCUGCGGAGACGCAUGCUCUGGUGCCUGCAGUACGCGGCCCUGCUCUUUUUCUGCUGCGAGCACAAGACGAGGCUUCGAGCCGUGGGCAAAGGCAGCCUGGAGGUCAACAGGAACAAGUCGUCCCACCACGAGACCAACUCGGCCUACAUGUUGUCUCCGAAGCCUCCGAAGAAGGGCUUGGAGCAGGCGUGCGGCGCCAGCCACUCCAAGGACAGCGUGCUGAGCCCCAAGGCGUCCGCGGGGCAGCAGCAGCACUACGGGCAGAGCAGCUCCACGCCGAUGAACACGCGGAUCGAGCCCUACUACAGCGUGUACAACAGCAGCCCCUCGGCGGAGGUGAGCACCCCGCACAGCCUGCAGCCCGCGGGCUCCGCCUUCGCCUUCGCCAAGCCCUGCGGCGCCGCGCUCCAUCGCUCCGGCAGCGGGAUGGCACUCCGGGACUGCGGCGCCGCUCCCGCCAGGCUCAUACCGCUGCCCUCCGUGUAGCCUCGGCACCACCCGGCCCUUCCAGAGGGCCCCCCCGCUCCGCUUCGGGGAGGAAUUGCUGCAAACUCCGCGAUGCUGCUGCCAGUGAAUAGAAACACCGUUCCCGUUUGCGUUGGAAGCAAACGCGGGGCUGUCGCCUCCUUGGACAUCCCGUGCAGAGCCAGCGAGGGGGAUAUUUUAGAUUUGGAAUUGUUGCACGAGGGUGGUUUUGUUACUAAGUUUUACUGCUGGGCAGGUAAAAAAAAAAACCUAGAUGCCAUGAUUGUGUGGUUCAUUAUGUCAUUAGGCCGGGUUGGACAGGGCUCAAAGUAACCUGGGACAGGGGAAGGUGUCCCUGCCUGUGGCAUGGGGUGGAACUGGAUCAUCCUUAAGGUCCCUUCCAACCCAAACCAUCCUAUGAUAACACCAGGUUUUACAGAUACCUUGUAUUUUCAGGAAGGAAGAAUUGGGGAGAUGCUUGGUAGUAUUUGAGUUUAAACUCUUCCCAUUGCAGGAGGUUGGAAGAAUCAAUGUUUUUCAGUAUUAACAAAAGUCCUUUAUGUUCACAGGGUGAAACCCUGCUUCUGUUGAGAUGAAUGGCAAAAUUUCUGUGAACUCAGCUGAAGUUCAGCAUUUCAGUUUUGGCUUCUUCAAGUGGGACAAGGCUUUGUUUGGUCGGUGCUCUGUUUCCACUGGGGAGGGACAUUUGGGAAGUGUGGCCCUGGGAUAAACCUCUGCAGUAUAUAUAUUAAUACCUGCUGGGCCUUGCCUUUAAUGAUGGUGGCAUUCUGUAUCCCAAAAUAAUUUGGAGAAGUGUUUUACGUCUGAUAGAAAUAACCAUGCACUACCUAAUUAUUUGCAUUACUUGAGGGUAAAGAUGAAUUUUGCAAUAUUGUGUGACUUAUACACCAGGAGGAGCACAGUCACCUCUGGAAUUCCCUAACUGGUCAGCUGUCAGGCACAGAGUCGUGUUGCUGCUUGCUCUUGUGCCCAUGACUUUGUAUAAAUUGGGAUUUGGCCGUUCCUGACAGUCAGAAGUGACAGCUGUUAACAUUUCUAAAACCAGAAUGACAAGUUUUUUGAGUUAAGCCUAACAUCAGUUUGAGUUCAUCUGUCUGUUUAGAAAUUUUGUCUGUUUGUCUACACAGUGAGCAAAUAACAGAAGUUAAGUAUUUUUUUAAUAAAUUCACCCGUUUGUGUUGUAUCUUAUUGUGGGAGUUCCCUGGGAGACAGAACAAUUGAGGGGCAUUUAAAUUCCCCUGAAUUUCCCCCUGUCUAAUUUAAGUUAGACUUUUCUUGCUGUAAGUGGCCAGAUCUCUUCCAAACAAGCAAUCACCUUUCAGCUUCUGUGGACUUCAGCAGAGCCUCAGUGUCUCCAAAAUAACUGUGCCACAGGCUUUUGAUGCCUUGCUCGAGGAAAGUGCCACAUCUUCAGGAAAAUGACAGUGAUGGGACCGUGAUUUGUUACUUUAGAAACAAAAAAUGUCCACAUCAUUGCUGUCUGUGAGUUGUUGGUUCAGGCUUUUUGUUAACUAAACUGUUCUCAAGAUUCUCCUGGAACACUGUUCUUUGUUUAACACUGGAUAUGAAUUAAUUCUGAAUAAUUCAAACCAGCUUUCUUGCAAUAAAAUCAGUGUGAACAACUUUCUAAUACAAAUGUAAAAUGAAAAUUAUUUCCAAAGUCUUUUCUCUCUGCCCAGAUUUAUUUUUCUCUAAAUGAAUAAUGUGGUUCUUUUUAAACUAGGCAUAAAAGAUAAUGAAAAUAUCUUGUUUGACUGUUAUGUAUUUGAACUUCUCUUCAGUACAAAUCAUACUGGAGGGAAAAAAUAUCCACGAGGCAGCUUUGGGGGUUUGCUGUGUGUAUGUGCAACUUCUGUGCCAUUAGACCACAUGAACUUCAUCACAUGUUUGAAAAUUAAACCACUCA